AUGUUAUUUAAUUUUUUAAUUGAUCUUGCUGUUUAUCUUCAUUUACAAUCAUCAUCUGGUUUAAUCAAUGGAUUUGAUACCGAACAUUUGUGUUAUUCAAGUUUAAAGAAGUUAUCAAUUUUUAAAAGCCGUACACAAUUGUAUACAUAUGCUAAGGAAUUAAUAUCUUUGUUGGAUAUGAAUGUUGGUAUAGUAGCUGAACGAGAUUUACAAGUAUGUUGUUUUCACAUUUGACAUUUCGAGAAUAUUUUGUUGCACAAUCUCUCGUAAGAGAUAAUAGCUCGAUCGAAAAUGUGACGAACCGUAUUCUAGCAUAUACAAUACAUUCAAGUUUUCGGGAACCACUUCUUUUUGCUCUUUCGUGGAUCAGCUGGAAAUGGAGAAACGAUGAUUAUGAUAAAUUUUGUAAUUUAUUUGUUUCCUCAAGUCAACAUUAUGCAAUUCCAUUUGGAACACUUGUCUUUUUUGAUGUUUUCGAUGAUCUACUAAGAUUACCAUCGAAUACGACUAUUUUCAAGGCACUUAAUAGUAUUCUUGAUCAUCCAUCUGAUGCACGAAUAACGACAUAUUUCAUACCGAAUUUAUUUAAAUUACAUAAAGAUAUUUUAAAGAAAUGGAUGCAAGUAGAUUUAAGAGAUGAACAACGUCUACUCAAGUUUUGUUAUUGUCUACAUACAGCAAAAGGCGAUGUUCAUGAUAAACCUCUCGACUUGAAAUCGAACUUGUCUGUUAUCUAUGAACAACUAUGGUCGUUGUAUAAUGCAAAGGCAUCGCUCACAUAUACUAUUGAUCAAACUUUAAGAAGAAUAGUAUCGUUAUUGAAAAAUUUUUCCAAUGAUAUUUUGCAUAAUCGACUGUCAUCAUCGGUUUUACCACAGAAGAGCAAGGUACCAAGAAAGUUGAUAUUUUACCGGAUAUAAUAAGCCGUAAGUGAUCUGUCAUAUCAUUGAUUAUUGAUUUUAUUACUCAUAAAGAUGAACUUCAAAUACUUUUCAAACGAUAUGAAAAUAUUCUCGAAAAUACUUUAUCUUCGGAUACUUCAAUUGAUAUUGUCGAUACAUUCAUUGCUUUACUCUGUAUACAAGGUCUUUCACAACCAUUGAUUUAUCAGAAAUAUUCCAAAUAUCAAGCAGGGUGUGGCUGCGGGUGUGCAUUUCGAUGUUACCAAGAAGAUUACUCGUACCCCACUCAAACCCACACCCACACCCACACCCCACACCCCACACCCCACACCCACACCCACACCCACACCCACACCCAUGCAUUUGCCUUCCUCUUUCUGACAGAUCGAACAUCGAUUUGAUUAUAAUCCUGAUACCAUGCCUAUUGAUACAAUACGAAUAUCAAUAUAUGACAAAGUAUGAAAUUCUCAUACAAAAACAUCAUCUUUCCUCUGUACUACGUCACACGCAGUGAUACUCAGUAAGAAGUUGUGAAUGAAAAUGAAAAGAAAAUGUCUAGUUAUACUUUCUGCGUGCGUACUCUUUCCCUUUUACUCGAGUUUAUAUCCACAACGAAAAUUGAUAUAUUUCAGUAUAUUUCUUUUUUUUCUCAUUCCUUCUCUAACACACUAUUCAAAGCACUUUAAGCAAUGUGUGCUGGUUCGUAAAUCGCAGAAAUGAAAAUUUCAGCAUCAACACACAAUGUACUCUUAUUAAAUGGCUCCACGUGACUUGCAGGUGAGGUAAGUGUUGCGAAUUCAUUUUCGUUUCUUCUAUAUUUCAGCGUAGAUUCACGAUAGAAUGACAGUCAUCCUUUUAAACAUAAAUGGCGAUAUUUUUUACGCAAUUUGUUUGUCAACUAAGUUAACUAUACAUAUUAGAUUGGUUUUGCAGAUAAAAACAGAAAUUUUUACUGAUCGAAGCCUUUUUCAGAGGCAUAAAUCUAAUUCUGUCUCAUAAUUUUUCUAAUCGAUAAAAAAUGAAUUUCAACUGAAGCAACAUGAAUAGAUAUCAUCUAUGCAAAAAAUCUGUCAAUCAUACUUGUUCAAGAAGAAUUUGCAUCAAUAUCUAACAAGCAGUGGACUACUGACGUAAACUUGCCUUGAGGGUUUUGGUGGGUGUGCGUGCUGGGUGCCCCCAUUUGAGUUUGAAUAUGUCAGUCACCCAACAGCCACCACUACGCCGACAUCUACACUCAUCCACACUCAUACUGAAUCACGUUUUUAAGGUGUCCAUCCAAUAGGGCUCGUUGAGAUCUAUGUGAGUUUAUGAAUAUCCUCUGUUGGUCGCAUUCAUAGGUGAAUCGGGACAGGUUUUUUGGAAAGGAUUUUUUUGACAGUAUUUCUAGUUAAUAUGUGUGAUUGUACA
Molecule: messenger RNA, 2309 nt
Organism: Rotaria sp. Silwood2
Lineage: Eukaryota; Metazoa; Rotifera; Eurotatoria; Philodinida; Philodinidae
Source: the annotation of a GenBank genome assembly